This is a messenger RNA of Australozyma saopauloensis, 1896 nucleotides long. RefSeq names its product arginine--tRNA ligase. Gene Ontology annotation, biological process: mitochondrial translation; arginyl-tRNA aminoacylation. Gene Ontology annotation, molecular function: ATP binding; arginine-tRNA ligase activity. Gene Ontology annotation, cellular component: cytoplasm; mitochondrion. The coding region runs from base 1 to 1896 and encodes 631 amino acids. The transcript has a single exon. NCBI's taxonomy places the organism in Eukaryota, Fungi, Ascomycota, Pichiomycetes, Serinales, Metschnikowiaceae. The record is from RefSeq and is a predicted model, not a curated record.
AUGAGCAUACUCCGGACCUUCUUCCGCACCCUCAGAACAUCCCCCGUCCAACUUCCACCUAUCCGUCCUAGACCGUUCCCAAUGGCUGCUGUAGACACUAUCACAGGCACGUUGGCCAAAUUGGGCCUCCAUGAGUCUGCUUCAAUUGAAGGUGCUUACCCUAAGUACAAUGUAGUCGACGUGAUGCGUUGUUACAUCACCGAAGAGUUGCACAAACUCAGCGGCAUUGCUCCCGAGAUCAUUUUCCCCGCCUUGGAUACCCCCUCUACCUUGGACAAGGGUGACUUGCUUGUUCCUCUCCCCCGUUUGCGUCUUCCUAAGGGUACAGACUUCAAGGCCAAAGCUGACGAGUUUGCCAAGGCGUUCCCUAACGACGGCUACUUGAGCGAGGUCCGUGCCGAGGGCCAGUUCUUGCAGUUUUUCUUCGCGCCCAAGGCCUUGUACGGUCUUGUGUUCAAGGAUGUCUUGACCAGAGGUACCAACUAUGGAUACUUGCCUAUUGGCGAGGGCAAGAAGGUCAUUGUAGAGUUUUCUUCUCCCAACAUCGCCAAGCCUUUCCACGCUGGUCACUUGCGUUCCACCAUCAUCGGUGGUUUCUUGUCCAACUUGUACGAGAAGGCUGGUUGGGAUGUCACCCGUUUCAACUACUUGGGAGACUGGGGAAAGCAGUUCGGUCUCUUGGCCGUUGGUUUCGAGAGAUACGGUAGCGAGGAGCUUUUGACCUCCGACCCAAUCAACCAUUUGUUCGAGGUGUACGUCCGUAUCAAUAAGGACAUCACCGAGGAGGGCGAGAUCACCGGCGGCACCAACGACCAGGCCAGAGAGUACUUCAAGCGCAUGGAGGAUGGCGACGAGGAGGCCUUGAAGAUCUGGAAGCGUUUCCGUGACUUGUCUAUCGAGAGAUACAUCGGCACCUACGCCCGUCUUAACAUCGCUUACGACGUCUACUCCGGUGAGUCGCAAGUGUCGCAGGAGAAGAUGAACGAGGUCAUCGACUUGUUCGACAAGAAGGGCUUGGUCCACGAAGACAGAGGCGCCAAGUUGAUUGACUUGACCAAGUUCAACAAGAAGUUGGGCAAGUGUCUUGUGCAGAAGUCGGACGGUACCUCCUUGUACUUAACCAGAGACGUCGGUGAGGCCAUCAAGCGUUACGACAACUACAAGUUCGACAAGAUGGUUUACGUCAUUGCCUCGCAACAAGACUUGCACACUGCUCAGUUCUUCGAGAUCUUGAAGCAGUUGGGCUUCGACUGGGCCAAGAAAAUGGAGCACGUCAACUUCGGUAUGGUUCAAGGUAUGUCCACCAGAAAGGGUACUGUGGUUUUCUUGGACAACAUCUUGGAGGAGACCAAGCAAAAGAUGCACGAGGUCAUGCAACGUAACGAGGCCAAGUACGCCCAAAUCGAGGACCCUGACAAGAUUGCCGACUUGAUCGGUAUCUCCGCCGUCAUGAUCCAGGACAUGCAAUCCAAGAGAAUCAACAACUACGAGUUCAAGUGGGACCGUAUGCUUUCUUUCGAGGGUGACACCGGUCCAUACUUGCAAUACGCUCACUCUCGUUUGAGCUCUGUGCAAAGAAAGGCUGGCAUCAGCGAGGAGAAGUUGCUUGCAGCCAACUACGACUUGCUUUCGGAGCCAGAGGCCGUCAACUUGGCCAGAGUCUUGGCUCAGUACCCAGACAUCAUCAAGAAGGCCUUGAAGACCAACGAGCCAUCCACUAUCGUCACCUACUUGUUCAGCUUGACCCACAUUGUUUCUUCUUGUUACGACACUCUUUGGGUGGCCGGUCAGGAGGAGGACUUGGCCACCGCUCGUUUGGCCUUGUAUGCCUCUGCUAAACAGGUGUUGUACAACGGUAUGGUUUUGUUGGGAUUGACUCCAGUGGAGAGAAUGUAA